This is a messenger RNA of Carassius carassius (crucian carp), 2885 nucleotides long. RefSeq names its product DDHD domain containing 1b (gene ddhd1b). Gene Ontology annotation, cellular component: cytoplasm. The coding region runs from base 321 to 2879 and encodes 852 amino acids. The record is from RefSeq and is a predicted model, not a curated record. Gene Ontology annotation, molecular function: metal ion binding; glycerophospholipase activity. The transcript is spliced from 13 exons. Lineage: Eukaryota; Metazoa; Chordata; Actinopteri; Cypriniformes; Cyprinidae.
GAAAGAUUCGUUCACGAGUCGGACGGACGCCGCUUAAGAGAAAGAGGGGCUCCACAGAGAGACAUACAGUCGGCAUAUUAAUGAAAGUGAACAGCUCGGUGUGUCCGCCAUGUAAGCGGAGGACUGUGCGACUGAACUCGCCUUUAUUGAAUGGAGUCUGAAGUCCAGCGUUUGUGAUUGACGCGUCCGUACAGAUGCUGGCGGCUCCGGUCGCGCCGGGGGAAGGAGAGGUUCUGACAUCGUUAGAUUUGUUGUUACUAUAAUCAGCUGACCGGUGCUGGAAUCCUCCGUGUGCUGUUUUCUAGAAAGCGGUGACAGCGAUGAGCGCUUGUCAGGACGAAACGUCUUUAAGUUGUUCGCAAAGCAGAGAAAAUGUCAGCGGCGAUGAAUGGGGAAGGAUGGAGGAAUCGUGCGCGUCCUGCUUCGACGAACCCACGGGCGACGCGAUACGCGCCGAGAUGGACGCGGCGCAGCCGGGCACAGACGGACAUGUGCCGCUGCCCCGAGGCCAACCCCAGCUGAUGCUAGGCCUGGUGGAGGAGGGGUUCGCCGGCUAUCACGGCCGUCUCGGCUCCGACCCGGACUCCGAUUAUCUCGACAUCACCGGAGACCUCAACUACAGCGAAAGUGACGGGAACGUCGCCACGAAGAAGCGCAACCGCUCCAACAGCUCGCGGCACCGCGGGGAAGUCGUCACGGAGCUCGGACCCGAGGAGGUGCGCUGGUUCUACAAAGAGGACAAGCGGACCUGGAAACCGUUUGUCGGACACGAUUCUUUGAAAAUCGAGUUGGCUUAUCGCAAAUACUGCGAACUUAAUCCUAACGAGGUCAGACGGAGGGAUGCGGGCGAAGAAGCGGAGGAUUUAUUCGAGGCACCGUCAGGAGGCGAAGCACCGGAGGUCCGGAGACAGUCGGUCCCCGAGCGCGCGGAGGCUGGAGGCUCCCCGGAAGAGACCGAGCUGGAUUCAGAGAGCAUCGAGGUGGACGCGGUGUGUGUCCGUGGAGGACUGUACGAGGUGGACAUCCACAAGAAAGACUGUUAUCCCGUUUACUGGAACCAACAGGACCACAUCCCAGUCAUGAGAGGCCAGUGGUUCACGGACGGGACCUGGCUGCCCCUGGAGGAGGAGGACAGUGACCUCAUUGAACUGGAGCACCUGGACCGUUUCCGAGGCCGGCAGAUGAAAGACACUUUUGACAUGGAAGCGGUGGCCACAACGGUGGACAGCAAAGAUGCCAUUCACAGUCUGAAACUGAGCCGGAGCCACGUGGACUGGCACAGUGUGGAUGAAGUGUACCUUUACAGCGAUGCUACUACUUCAAAGAUCGCACGGACUGUUACUCAGAAACUGGGAUUCUCCAAAGCGUCCAGCAGUGGGACCCGUCUCCAUCGAGGUUAUGUAGAGGAGGCAGCUCUAGAGGACACGCCCCCUGAAACAACACACAUAGUCUUUGUGGUACAUGGGAUUGGCCAGAAGAUGGACCAGGGGCGUAUCAUUAGAAAUACAAGCAUGAUGCGUGAUGCUGCCCGCAAGAUGGAGGAGAAGCACUUUUCUGACCGAAUAAAUGAACACGUUGAGUUCCUUCCUGUGGAAUGGCGAUCUAAACUCACCCUUGAUGGAGACACUGUGGACUCCAUUACUCCAGACAAAGUGCGAGGUCUAAGAGACAUGCUGAACAGCAGUGCCAUGGACAUUAUGUACUACACAAGCCCUUUGUACAGGGAUGAGAUCACCCGGGGUCUGACCAAAGAGUUGAACCGACUCUACACGCUCUUUUGUGAGCGCAACCCAGAAUUUGCAGAGAAAGGAAAGGUGUCCAUCGUCUCCCACUCACUUGGGUGCGUCAUCACCUUUGACAUCAUGACAGGGUGGGACCCUGUGCGCUUUGUUCAUGAAGAGGUGCCAGAUGCCAUGGAGGCUGAUGUUAGCAGACAAGAACGUCAGCUACAGGAGGAUCUUCGUAACACAUGCUUAAGAAUGAGGGAUUUGGAGGAUAAGCUCUGGCGUUGCCAAACCUCAUCCUCAAGACCCUCUCCAGCCCUGAAAUUCAAGGUGGAGAACUUCUUCUGUAUGGGAUCUCCUCUGGCUGUGUUCUUGGCUUUGCGAGGUGUCCGUCCUGGAACCAACGGAACACAAGACAACAUCUUACCCAAAUCCAUCUGCCAGAGGCUUUUCAACAUCUUCCAUCCCACUGAUCCUGUAGCAUACAGGUUGGAACCUCUCAUCCUGAAACAUUAUAGUAAUAUAGCACCGGUCCAAAUUCACUGGUACAACACCACCAGCCCCACACCGUAUGACCAGAUCCGUCCCACUCUACUGAAUCCGUCAAAGGAAAGUGCUUCCGUGUCUGAUACAGAGAGCCUUCCGAGCCCCUGCACCUCCCCUCCACAGCCCCGCAGACACUACGGCGAGUCUAUCACCAGCCUGGGCAAGGCCAGCAUCAUGGGAGCGGCAAGUAUAGGUAAAGGCAUUGGUGGUAUCCUGUUCUCCAGAUUUUCCCGCUCUAGUGGACAGGUGGGUAGUGUGGAGGAGGAGCCAUCAGACUCUGAAGGAGGGGCUUGUGAGAAAGGGGAAGAUGGACGGCUUGUGGAGUUAGACGAUAUAGUUGAGGAAAAGACAGAGGAGAAGAUCGAGGAGAAGACAGGAGACACCAGCAUGUCACAAUCAGCCUCUGCCAUUAUGGAUAACUCAUCCUUUGAGCUUGAGAACCGCAUCGACUUUGAGCUGAGGGAGGGCCUGGUGGAGAGCCGCUAUUGGUCGGCGGUGACGUCACACACAGCCUAUUGGUGCUCCCACGAUGUGGCUCUGUUUCUGCUAACAUUCAUGUACAGGCCAAAUGAAGCGAAUGACAUGCCAGAGGACAACCCUGAGUCAUAACAAACA